Messenger RNA from Puccinia graminis f. sp. tritici CRL 75-36-700-3, 330 nucleotides. RefSeq lists its product as uncharacterized. The record is from RefSeq and is a predicted model, not a curated record. NCBI's taxonomy places the organism in Eukaryota, Fungi, Basidiomycota, Pucciniomycetes, Pucciniales, Pucciniaceae. The transcript has 3 exons. The coding region runs from base 1 to 330 and encodes 109 amino acids.
AUGUAUAGUGUCAUUGCUGGUGACUCGACAUGGUGGAGCUGGUCCUCUUACCUCGGUUUAAAGGCUGCGCAGCCGCUUGAUUGGGAAUGGGAGGGUUACCUUGAUUAUCUGUCCUGUGUUCGAAUCUCCACCACAUUCGAAGGUUCAUCCAUGCGGUUCAUACCUCUGCUCGGCCUGUCUGGUCUGAUCGGCUUGCAAAACCCCGUCCCGAUGGCUACGAGCACGUCAAAUGGACCAGAAAAGGCCCAGAAUUGGAAGACUGGGGCCAUGGCAGAAGAAUCAUAUGCCCUAAACCACCAGGACAACAGUGCACCAAUCACAGGGCACUAG